Messenger RNA from Phascolarctos cinereus (koala), 3301 nucleotides. It is a transcript of the gene ADGRG7, whose product is annotated as adhesion G protein-coupled receptor G7. The record is from RefSeq and is a predicted model, not a curated record. Gene Ontology annotation, cellular component: membrane. Gene Ontology annotation, molecular function: G protein-coupled receptor activity. NCBI's taxonomy places the organism in Eukaryota, Metazoa, Chordata, Mammalia, Diprotodontia, Phascolarctidae. Gene Ontology annotation, biological process: cell surface receptor signaling pathway; G protein-coupled receptor signaling pathway.
CCUUUCUUUAUGACCCCAAGCUCCCUCCCUGUCCUUACUUUUCCUAGUCCAAUCCCAUCACGUCUUCCUCAACGUCCAUAAUUCCGUUCUCAGUUAGGGUAUGAGAAACUGAAACUAGUUCAGGUCUUCUUAGCUCUUGUACUCUGAUUAAACCUGGGAAUAUUGGUAAAAUGAGGGCUACAGAUUGUGUAUAAGAGGAGGAAUAUUUAUACCGCUGAAGAAGACUCCUGGGAAGCUUGCUGACCUCUUAAUUGUACCUUUCAGUCUUUGUAUUUUAGAAUGGAAUUUGCAAAAUUUAAACUCUGUUCAAGAGGGAAAGUAGGAAUGAAUCAGACGGUGUUUUGAAAAAAACUCCCCCAGGUGUGGACCUCUGCUCUGACAACAAGAUGUCUUCCUGCCGCAGCUGCAACCUUAGACAAGUGGUGGUGAUCAUUUGUAUACUCAUAACUUCUGUUCUUCUCGGGCUGUGCUUUUGGAGGCUCGUGAUCACACUGCAGAGAGCAACAGUAACAUACCCAUCCACCUCUUUGGAUUUCUGCAAGAAUGGAGGCACCUGGGAGAAGGAUGGAUGCGUUUGUCCAGAGCAAUGGAAGGGAUGGAGGUGUACUAUAGUAAAUUUCUGUAAAAAUAGCACCUAUGACAAUUUCCAUUUCGACAUUAUCACAGUGGGCAAAUAUGGACCUUCCUUAGAAAAAUGUGAAAGCAACACUGGAAAUGCAGGCUUCCCAAAGGCAACUAGGUUUUGCAACAUGACUGUUUAUGGUGACAUAAUCUUAGAAAAUGCUUCAAAAGUGAACUGUGAUCAAAACCUGGAGAUGCUGGCGGCUCAGGUGGAAAAUAUUACAGAAAAUUCUUUGGAGAUUUCUUCUGAAGCCCUGCUUUUAACCUCUGAUGCAAGCAUAUUGACUGCUCAGGACAUCUCAUUUGCUGCCAUUGUGGUGCAACAGAUUUUUAACGCAUCCAGGAAUGCAGUACCUGAGGCAAAGAAAAUUGCAGUAGCCACAGUAAGCCAACUUCUAGAUGCUGAAGAAAGUGUUUUCCAACAUGCUGGCAGCUUUGGAAGCCUCACUACAGAAUUGGAGAAUUAUUCCUUGUCUUUGAUGAAUGACUCUCUAUUCUAUCCCAACAUUGCCAUCCAGUCUGUUGCCCCAGCUGCAGAAGAUACUCCACAGCCUGUAACUGUUCUUUUUUCUGUCCAAAGAGGAGCUAAUGACAUUCUGGAUUCACAACAAACAUAUAUAGAAAUAAAUGAGGAGCUGAAACCAGAGGACAAAACAGAGCUGCAGAUUCUAAUCAAUACCACACAAAGCACCAAUGGGAAAUUUGGCUUUGUUCUAUAUCAGAAUAACAAAUUUUUCCAGUCAAAAACAUUCACCAUUAGGUCAAAUUUUAGUCAAAGAGUUGUUUCAUGCAAAUUUUCUGAUGGCGGUGCUAAUCAUUUGAUGGAAGUUCCAGAUGUUUCUGUUGAAAUGAUCUUUAAACCAAAGUAUGACGAGUCUCAAUUCCAGCUUCAUUCCUAUGCCUGUGUCUUUUGGAACACUACAAAGGAUGACUGGGAUACUUAUGGGUGUAAAAAGAAACCCCACAACGACUCUCAGUUCCUUGGAUGUCAAUGCAACCAUACCACUAGUUUUGCUGUAUUAAUGAGUUUUGAUAACAAUUACAGUUAUCCUGAAUCUCUAGAUAGCAUAUCUAAAAUUGGUUGUGGAUUAUCUGUUGCUGCUUUGGCUCUUACAAUUAUGUUUCAGAUUGUUACCAGGAAAUUUAGAAAAACUUCAGUUACCUGGGUGUUUGUGAGUCUCUGCACAUCUAUGCUGAUUUUCAACAUCCUCUUCCUCUUUGGAAUAGAAAACUCUAAUAAAAAUAGCAACAGCACUGUGAUCUCUGAAGAUGACAAUGUGAUCCCUCAACAUGAUUUUAAUCCUUCAGAAAAUCAUGCAUGCACAGUGAUGACUGCCCUACUGCAUUAUUUUCUGUUGGCGACAUUGACCUGGACAGGACUCAAUGCUGUACAGCUCUACUUUCUUCUACUCAGAGCUAUGAGGCCCCUCCCUCCACGUUUCACUCUCUUUCUGUCUCUAAUAGGAUGGGGAAUACCUGGUUUAAUAGUGCUUUUAACAGUGGGAAUUAUUAUUCCAAUAAAAGGGGCAUUAGGAUACCGACAAGAAAUAAUAUGUUGGCUUGCAGUUCCAGAAGAUGGCAAUUAUCUGGAGAGCCCAUUGUUGUGGUCAUUCAUUUUACCUGCAGUUAUCAUUCUCAUCGCUAAUGCUGUUGUACUCAUUUUAAUCACAGUCAAAGUUCUGUGGGGAAGAAAUGAGAACUUGCAGAGCACAAAAAAGAGCUCAGUAACGAAGAAGAUUCUUAGCAUGUUAUCCAUUGCUGUGGUUUUCGGGCUUACUUGGAUUCUGGGUUACCUGAUGCUAAUAGAUGAUGACAACGUAAAAAUCCUCUUCAGCUUUUUAUUCUGCAUUUUCAACACAUCACAGGGUCUGCAAAUUUUCAUCCUCUAUACUCUUCGAACAAAAGUCUUCAGGAAUAAAGUUUCUGAUAUAUUCAAGUCAAUGUCAUCUACCAUUGGGAAUAUAAAAAUGCCUUCUCUGAAGGUAAUUUCCCUACAUUCACAGGUGUAUGAAAUGAUUAGGUCCCUUCCACACAGAAUUGAACGCUUUAGCUUGUUGGAGAAAUCUCCGACUAUUGAGGAGACAUUCCUUUCUGAAAGUGACUAAAGUAAUUCAUGCUACUAAACUGUAAAGAUAUCAUAACUUUGGUAAUCUAUUUUUGAUACAUCAGAUGCAAAUUUUAAAUGAUUUCUCCCCUUCCUCUUUGUACUUAAACUUACCUGGCAUCUCCUUCAAUGUACUUUUAUCAUGGGAGAAAAAUAGAAAAGAUAAAUAAUAAAGAUAAAAUAAAAAUAAAAUAAAAUAAAAAUAAAAAAGAUAAAUAAGAAAAAAUAGAAAGAUAUUGUCUCUUAUACAGAACUAGCGUUUUUAAUGCCCAAGUCAACCUUCACACACACAGAUUGGGUUUGGAACAAGGAGUAUGAAAAGUGCCUGAAAAUCAACUUUUUAAGACAAAUUCAGCUCAAGGGAGAGGCAGAGAGGAGAUAAAGCCUCCACCAUAUGGUAGCUCCCUACUUUAUUUAAUUAUUCUUGCUGAAUAGGUUCUAUGGUGCUACUUUAUAGUGCCAUUAGGGCCCUGAGGCAGAGCCGUGGUCACCCUAGUCAUAGCUCUGUUCUUUGGCUAGGCAAUGGGGUUAAGUGACUUGCCCAGGGUCACACAGCUAGUAAGAGUUAUUUGUCUA